Molecule: messenger RNA, 791 nt
Organism: Rubroshorea leprosula
Lineage: Eukaryota; Viridiplantae; Streptophyta; Magnoliopsida; Malvales; Dipterocarpaceae
Source: the annotation of a GenBank genome assembly
CAUCUCUCCUUAUCAAAUAUCCUCAACCCUCAAACCAGAACGCCCAUUAACCACCACCUAUUAUACUCGAAAACCUUACCAAAAAAGGAACUACUUGAAGUUUUGCAGCAAUGGCAGCCAUGAACUCAAGUGUUUUGGCAUGCAGCUAUGCCAUCUCAGGCUCAGGAUCAUCUGAGCUCAAUGCUAAGCUUGCUGUGCCUUCAGUUGCAUCCCCAGUCGUGACUGGCCACAAGAUGCCGGUGAUCAGAGCCCAACUGUUGAAAGCUGAUUCCAAAGAAACAAGGGGCUGUGAAGGAAGGAGAUCUGCAAUGCUCUAUUUGGCCGCCGCCGUUUUCACCACUGCCGCUGCCACUUCUUCCGCCAAUGCCGGAGUCAUUGAAGACUACCUCGAGAAGAGCAAAGCUAACAAGGAAUUGAAUGACCAGAAAAGGUUGGCAACAAGUGGAGCAAACUUUGCUAGAGCAUACACAGUUGAGUUUGGCUCAUGCAAGUUCCCUGAAAACUUUACCGGCUGCCAAGAUCUUGCCAAGCAGAAGAGAGUUCCAUUCAUCUCAGAUGACUUAGAAUUGGAGUGCAAAGGGAAGGACAAAUUCAAGUGUGGUUCCAAUGUUUUCUGGAAGUGGUGAAGAAAUUCAUUUGUGUUCUCUCACUUAAACCAUGUACUCUGUCUCAACUUGUAUCUAAUUUUCCCAUUUUAAGAGAGUCGUCUCCAUCUAUUAUCUGAUCUUUUUCUCCAUGGCUUUUAUUACAUUAGAUGACAGGUUAUAAAAUAAUAAAUAACCCCCUUUCAA